Messenger RNA from Scheffersomyces coipomensis, 1313 nucleotides. It is a transcript of the gene YPT53, whose product is annotated as Rab family GTPase. Gene Ontology annotation, cellular component: endomembrane system; Golgi apparatus. The record is from RefSeq and is a predicted model, not a curated record. NCBI's taxonomy places the organism in Eukaryota, Fungi, Ascomycota, Pichiomycetes, Serinales, Debaryomycetaceae. Gene Ontology annotation, molecular function: GTPase activity; GTP binding. Gene Ontology annotation, biological process: retrograde vesicle-mediated transport, Golgi to endoplasmic reticulum; protein localization to phagophore assembly site; retrograde transport, endosome to Golgi. Bases 424 to 1098 code for a protein of 224 amino acids. The transcript has a single exon.
UAUUUGCUCAUAGUUUAACUCCUUCACAUACGUGAUUAUUUAUAAUCAUGUAUGUAUUAGUGACUAGUCAUAGUCUAGACAAAUGUUAUUAUUUAGUAUUGAGUCACCAUUUGAAGGCAAUAAAUAUAAUUCGCUUAUAGUCAAUUUACAGCUUAUUUCCAUAAAUUACUUUCUAGCUAAUCAUAAAUUAGUAAUAUAUACUUACUACGUAAUACCAUACAUAAUAGUAUGCUACUAUGCUUAUCUCCCUUUGUCUUUCCUAAUUUUUGCAGUUAAUAAUUCCGUGGGAAGUGACAUCCGCUUGUAUACAGGAAAAUCUCGUUAAUUAAUAACUCAAGAAAAUAAGGAUGAUGAUGAAAUGUAAUUAACAACAUAGAUUGAUAAGAUUAUAAUAUUAAAGUUUGAAAGUAAGAGUCUAAUACCAUGGCUGAAGACUUACCCAAUCUAAAACUAGUGAUAUUGGGUGAAUCAUCAGUGGGGAAGACUGCAUUGGUUCAUAGAUUUAUAACCAAUAAAUUCGAUAGUCAAACCACAAAUACCAUUGGGGCUGCCUUUAUCACCAAAACUUACCAUUCACAAAAGGAUCCUCAAAGACGACUAAAAUUGGAGAUAUGGGAUACUGCUGGUCAGGAAAGAUAUCGCUCAUUGACUCCUAUGUACUAUAGAAACGCUAAAGUUGCCUUGGUUUGUUUUGAUUUAAGUAAUUUUGACGAUACUUUUAAAACGGCAAAAUUUUGGAUUGAUCAAUUACAAUUGAAUAGUUCAAGUAAUGCGGAAGAUGUAAUAAACAUACGGUUGAUUGGUAAUAAAUUCGAUUUAAUAGAAUCUUCUACAGAAGUUGAUACAGUUGAAAUUCAAAAGAAAAUAGAUGAAUUCAUAAUAUCUUUCAAUACGCAUAAUAAUACAAAUAUUCGUUAUAAUCAUACAAGUGCAAAGACUGGUUCUGGUAUCCAAGAGUUAUUUGAUGAAAUCAUAGAUGAUAUAGAGGAUGAUUUCUUUACAGAAUUUCAAAAUAGAACUACUAGUACUACAGAAGGUCAAAUUGGAUCCAUUCUUGAUGCUAGAAUGAAUGGUGCUCCAUCUUCAACUUGUUGUUAAGUAUCUAUCCUUAAAGUGUUUUACUAGCUCAAUGUUAUCUAUAUCGUAUAACAGGAGGCUGAAUUCAAUUUCAGUGAAUGGCAUAGGGAUUAUAUUGAAGCUUCCGUUGUAUUCAAUCAAUUUGUUACGGUACGAUAAACAUUUUAUCGAAAGCUGGUCGAUAUGCCAAUUCCAUUCUAUGUGAAUGUAUUUCCAACAACCGUAUGCCUUGUGGU